AUGGCGGAUCGUGGAGACGAUCUUUUUUUGUUUGGCGAUGAUUUUGAGGCGAUUUUAGACAUCCUUGAUGAAGAUGAGGUGCUACAGGAACAAUUUUCAACUGCUGCCAGUGAAGUAAGUGCAAAAUAUGUAAACAUUUACACGUGUUUGGUCUAUUCGAAGGAUUUACGGAGCCACACGCGACUGUACUGUCACGCGAGCAAACAACAGUAAACAAAGAAUUUCCCGACGUUUUCAGAUGAUAAUUCCCAAGCUAUAUUCUAGAAAAUUUAUAAAACUAUAUUUAGUUUAUUUGGCAGAAGUGCCUUAGAUGCUAAAAAUUGCCUGGGGUUUGCUUUGUUGAGAAGCGUUUACAGAGAAUGCGAUUGCAACCUGACAACAAACUCGACACGACACAAAUGCCUUCAAAAGACGGCAAGAAUCUUAACAUUUGAUCAUAUAUAGUGGAGGCAGACUGUAAUAUGAUAGAACUAUUUUUUUUUUCGUAGGUCCAAUCAAGCGAGAUCGUGUGCAGCGACUGUGGGAAAAAGUAUAAAACAAGAGGAGGAUAUCAAAGGCACCGAGCUGCAAAACACAGUCCAAAUCCGAACGAGCAUCGUUUGACUUUGACUCCAAGCAUUCUAGCUGAGAUUGUACGCAAUGCUUUAAAGAACAUUUAUCAAAGAGAAGUGUUUGCAGAAGAACUAAGGGAGGAGUUAAAACAGUAUGAGUAUGCAGUGCUUGAAGAAGGAACACAAGAAUUCUCUGUAAUGAAGGCAUUAUUUGAAGGCUAUUCAAAAAAUGGGAAUGCUGAGAAAUUCUAUGGCAACUAUUAUGCUCAAGUACCAUUGAAGUCUGCAAUGUUUUUCAAAGGACUGUCUCGUAAUGCUGCAACACUGCUCGCAACCAAGGUAGCUGAUUUUAUUCUCUCCUACUGCAAGGGCAUUAAGUCUUCUUCCGACAAUAACCCACCUUCGGCCCAAACUGUGCUGUCAGAAAAACAACAAGCUGGUCUGCAGUAUGUUGGUGGAUAUGUCUUGCAUAACUUGCAUAAAAAGUAUGCAAGAAAUAACAAAACAGAGAACCAACAGGCAAUGGCAAUCUUGAAAGCUGGUAAACUAGAGCAUGGGUGUCAGAGUCAAAAACUGGUGUCAAGUUUAAGCCGUGGUGGCUUGUGGAACAUUACCAAGUAUGCACAGAACAUUUUCCUUAAAACAGAGCAUCAAUUUAGGCAUUUCACUUCGGGAAACUGCCUGAAAAAAGUGGAUAUUGCUGGCAUAACUCGCAAAUCAGUAACUGACAGUGAUGUAUUGUCAAGCUUUCAAUGUAUGGUUUCUGAUGCAGAGCUGAUCCCAGAAGGUGAAGUGAGCAAAAAUGUGCUGCAUGCUGUUGUAAGCUUGUAUAUAAGGGUGCGCUCAUUUUCAUGUGCUAAGGACAUUAUUCAACACUUCAAAGUGAAUGCAAAGCAAACAAAGGCUAAAGCUCUCCGAAAGGAAAUCAUGAGAACUCAUGACCAAGAACAAUUAAGGCCUGAGUAA
Molecule: messenger RNA, 1517 nt
Organism: Porites lobata
Lineage: Eukaryota; Metazoa; Cnidaria; Anthozoa; Scleractinia; Poritidae
Source: the annotation of a GenBank genome assembly